UGGUUACCGGUAGCCAUGGAACUGCUUCCCCUGCAGUUUACCGCGCCUAGUGUGAUUCGUUCAACUGACCUCACGCGUCCGGUACCGUCAGUCACACUAACAGCGCAUGGCAGUAUCAGCAGAAUAAAGGUAACAGAGGCGCCAUUGCAGAAAGCUAUUUGCGACGACCACGUCGAGGUUGAAGUCCAUUACUGUGGCCUAAACCUCACAGACCACUACUUGCGCUUGGGUUUAAUAAGGAACAGACUCUUCCCGGUUAUCAUGCUCAGUGAAUGUUCCGGCAUCGUAACACGUGUGGGCAAUGCAGUCACCGAUCUGCAGGCGGGCCAGAAAGUGCUGUGUCUGCAAAUGCAAGGUGGCCUGUUUAGGCAUGUUGUCCACGUCCAACGCAAGUACUGCUUUCUGCUGCCGGAAGAUAUUAGCCUAAAAGAUGCCGUCAGUCUUGGUCUAAACUUCGUUGUGGCCUACUUCUGUCUGUAUGAAUUCGGAUGCCUUGCGAACGAGGAGAAAGUAUUUAUUCAGUCGGUCGCAGGUGGUGUCGGCACGGCACUCAUCCAGCUUGCUCAGACCGUGGACGAUGUGGAAGUUGUAGGAACAGCUUCAGAAUCAAAGCACGAAAAGCUCCGUUCUCUUGGCGUAAAGCGGGUAUUCCGUCAUGAUGAAAACUAUGAAAAUGAAAUAUUGCAAGAUUACCCUGAAGGUGUUGAUAUCGUGGUAAACACCAAUGGUGGAAGUGACCUUGAGAAGUGCUUAAAAAUUCUUAAACCUGUCGGAAGGUUGGUACUGCUAGGGUCGAACAGCACAGCUACAUACUCAAAAUAUACAUCAUGGGGGUUAAUGCGACCGAAAUGGGAUAGCGGAUCGUUGUCAUCUGCGGAUGUAGUUAGUAAAAACUACUGCAUAGCAGGAGUGAACAUUGGCGUAUUGAAAAAAAAAAAUUAA
Messenger RNA from Schistocerca cancellata (South American locust), 942 nucleotides. RefSeq names its product synaptic vesicle membrane protein VAT-1 homolog. Gene Ontology annotation, molecular function: oxidoreductase activity. The record is from RefSeq and is a predicted model, not a curated record. The coding region runs from base 16 to 942 and encodes 308 amino acids. Lineage: Eukaryota; Metazoa; Arthropoda; Insecta; Orthoptera; Acrididae. The transcript has a single exon.